This is a messenger RNA of Necator americanus (New World hookworm), 1155 nucleotides long. RefSeq lists its product as uncharacterized. NCBI's taxonomy places the organism in Eukaryota, Metazoa, Nematoda, Chromadorea, Rhabditida, Ancylostomatidae. The coding region runs from base 1 to 1155 and encodes 384 amino acids. The transcript has 10 exons. The record is from RefSeq and is a predicted model, not a curated record. Gene Ontology annotation, cellular component: peroxisome. Gene Ontology annotation, molecular function: flavin adenine dinucleotide binding; L-pipecolate oxidase activity; sarcosine oxidase activity.
AUGGAGGAAAUUUACGACGUUGUUGUUAUUGGUGCUGGAAUAUUUGGAUCAUGUGCUGCAUAUCACUGUCAAAAAAAAGGAUUAAAGACGCUCCUAGUUGAACAGUUUGCCCUCGGACACAUAAAUGGAAGUUCUCAUGGCCGUUCACGAAUAAUUCGCUACGCACACGCCGAUCCUCACUAUGUACCACUAGUGCAUGACACUUAUCAACAAAUCGCACAUUUAGAGAAGGAAACGGAAGAAACGUUAUGGCGGCAAACUGGAUUAUUGUGGGCUUCAAAAACUGCAAAAAUAGAUUCCAUAUCACAGAUUUUAAGCAACUUCAAUAUUAAGCAUGAAAAAAUUAAAGGAGAAGAGGUGGCUUCACGAUAUCCACAGUUCACCUUCGACAGCGAUUGGGCAGCCUUAAUAGAUCCAAUGGGAGGUAUUUUGUACGCUGAUAAAUGGUUGCGCAUAUUUCAGGAUAGAUUUCUCAAACUCGGAGGAAAAAUACGCGAAAAAGAAGAAGUUUUCUGUUACAGCGAGGUCAGCGAAGAGAUCAUAGAACUUCGGACCUCGAAGGGUUUGCUUCAUUCGAAGAAAGCGAUCUUCACUGUUGGGCCAUGGAUUAAAGAAAUAUUUCCUCAAGCUCCACUGAGGAUACAGCCGGAAUCGAUAGCUGUAUGUUACUGGAGGACAAUUCGUUCCGAAGACACACCACUAUUGGAGUGCGACAAAUUCCCAGUAUUUAUUGUGUCUGGCAGUUCCGCUUUACCUCAAGGUUUUUUUGGUCUACCUUCACAUGACUACGAUGGAUGCGCGAAGAUUUGCUUCCACAGUGGAGAACACACAGAUGGACCCAACCACCCAGAUGUCGUUUCACAGGAAUUCAUCGAUCGCCCUGCUGAGUUCAUAAGGAAUCACAUCCCAAUUAUUGAUUUUACACAGCCUGUUCAAGUCGACAAAUGCAAAUAUACUAUGUCAGAGGACAAUCAUUAUGUUGUCGGAUACUAUCCUGGUUCUAAAAAGGUGCUGAUUGGAGGAUGUGGUUCUGGAAGUGGUUUUAAAGUUGCUCCUGGCAUAGGAAGGAUUUUGGCAGAAAUGGCUGCGGAUGAAAAGCCAUCAAUCGAUGUCUCUUUCUUCGGAUUUGACAGAUUCUCGAAAAAAUCUGUUUGA